Messenger RNA from Fonsecaea nubica, 7383 nucleotides. RefSeq lists its product as hypothetical. NCBI's taxonomy places the organism in Eukaryota, Fungi, Ascomycota, Eurotiomycetes, Chaetothyriales, Herpotrichiellaceae. The transcript is spliced from 4 exons. Gene Ontology annotation, cellular component: fungal-type cell wall. Gene Ontology annotation, biological process: fungal-type cell wall (1->3)-alpha-glucan biosynthetic process. The record is from RefSeq and is a predicted model, not a curated record. Gene Ontology annotation, molecular function: alpha-1,3-glucan synthase activity. The coding region runs from base 1 to 7383 and encodes 2460 amino acids.
AUGAGCUGUUUUGGCAUGAGCUAUCCUUCAACUUUCACGAGUUCCAAUCCCAACAAGAGUUUCCAGGCACUCAGAUAUGAUCCAGCUUUCCUUCAGUAUAACCUCAACCAGAAUCAAACAGCAGAGAAUCCUUUAGAUUACUGGGGAGAAUGGAAAGACCAUCAGUACCACCCCUCGCCGUCGAACUGGCGGUUCCCUUUCUAUACCCUGUUUCUCGACCGAUUCGUCAAUGGUGACCCCAGCAACGAUAAUAUCAAUGGAACAGCAUAUGAGCACGACCCAAAUUCUAAUCAGAUGCGUCAUGGAGGCGAUCUCCAGGGCCUUGUUGAUACACUGGACUAUCUCCAUGGAAUGGGUGUCAAGGGAUUGUACAUUGCUGGCUCUCCCUUCAUCAAUAGUCCAUGGGGGUACGAUCAAUACUCGCCGCUCGAUCUAUCGGUCUUGGACCAACAUUUCGGUACCAUCGACAUGUGGCGAUCCGCUAUACAAGAGAUACACGCUCGCGGUAUGUACGUCAUCCUGGACAAUACAUUCGCUACGCUAGGUGACCUCAUCGGAUUCGACGGUUACCUCAAUACUACGACCCCCUUUACGCUGUCGGAGCAUCAAGUGCAGUGGAAGUCUGACCGCCAGUAUCAUGACUUCCAUAUCGGGAAUAAUUAUAACAAGACAUGUCAAUACCCAAAAUUCUGGCUGGAGACGGGAUUUCCUGUUGGCGAAGAUGUGACGAGCCAAAUGAUUGGCUGCUACGAUAGUGAAUUUGACCAGUAUGGCGACACAGAGGCUUUCGGCGUCUUUCCAGAUUGGCGUCGUGAACUGUCAAAAUUCGCUUCCGUUCAAGAUCGUCUGCGUGAAUGGCACGAACCUGUUCGGCUGAAGAUCGAGAACUUUUAUUGUAUGAUGAUCGCGCAGCUUGACAUUGACGGAUAUCGGUAUGACAAGGCCACGCAGUCCACGGUUGAUGCCAUGGGAUACAUGAACGAUGCAAUGCGCCGGUGUGCUCGUCGAUUUGGCAAAGACAACUUCUUCACCCCCGGUGAGAUCACUGGUGGGAAUGUCUUCGGGUCGAUCUUCUUGGGCCGUGGGAGACAACCUGACAUGAUUCCCGAAAAUUUGACCAUGGCUGCCACAAUGACCAACAAUUCGGCAGACAAAUAUUUCCUGAGAGACCCCGAACAUGGUGCGCUCGAUGCUGCCGCCUUCCACUACACAGUCUACCGCACUCUGACUCGCUUCUUGGGUAUGGAUGGUAACCUGGAAGCUGGUUACGACGCGCCCCGUAACUUCGUGGACAUGUGGAACACCUUUCUUCUAACUAAUGACUUUGUCAAUCCUAAUACUGGGAAGGUCGACCCCAGGCACAUGUACGGAGUUACGAAUCAGGAUGUCUUUCGAUGGCCCUCUAUCACCAAUGGUAUCCAUCGCCAGUUGCUGGGUCAUUUCAUAACCACAAUCCACAUGCCUGGCGCUCCUCUCCUGCUAUGGGGCGAGGAGCAGGCGUUCUAUAUUCUGGACAACACAGCGUCAAAUUACAUCUUUGGUCGACAAGCAAUGUCCUCCGCGACUGCCUGGCAAACUCACGGAUGCUACAGUCUCGACUCCACACAGUUCUUCAAAAUGCCGCUGAAUGCAUCGCGUCAUGGUUGUCAGGACGAUACAGUUAGCUAUGACCACAGAGAUCCGUCACAUCCCGUCCGCAACAUCAUUCAUCAUAUGAACCAACUUCGAGAACAGUUUCCUGUCCUGCAGGACGGCUUUUUCUUGCAACAACUGUCCAACCAGACUCAAGAGAUCCAAUACCCUGGCUCCGGUAACGUGACAACCGAGACGGGUAUGUGGUCAGUGAUGCGCUCCGCAUUUCCUGGUAUUCAAGAUCUUGGUUCUGCUGGCGCAGGCAAUCUUCCCGUAUGGCUCCUAUAUUCGAAUGCAAAUGCAUCGACCACGUAUACCUUCGACUGCAACAACAAUGAUACAGCUCUGAAUACCACGAGUCUGAUCGCACCAUACGACGCUGGAACGAUCGUCAAGAAUCUCUUCUACCCUUACGAUGAGCAGACUCUUACCGACAGCGUCCAUCAUUUGGGAAUCAACGGGUCAACAAAUCCGAACGGUUGUCUGAGUAGCCUGCACAUGGCCGCCUACGACUUUAGAGCCUACAUUCCAUUGGAUCAGUGGGUAGGUCCGAAACCAAUGAUCACCAAGUUUGUCCCUGGCCAUGACGUUCGCAUUGAGUCCAAGGUCGGCGCGAAUGGCACGGAGUCCGUCAAUAUCGAGCUUCAAUUCUCGGUGGAAAUGAACUGUGAAAGUGUUACGAAUGGCAUCACGUUCAAUUCCACUACUGAACUAGGGACAACUCCUACCAUCGACCAAGCUAGUGUCCAAUGCACUAAUCUUGCAGACCCUGAAGCUCCUCCAUAUGUCGGUGCGAUUGCAUCAACCUGGUCCUGGUCGGCCACACUAAACAAUGUAGCCAACGGCAUACACGCAAUUUCCGUCCGCAAUGUCUCAUCUGAAGCUGGGGAACCUACAGAUGCUGUUGAUCGUUUCCUCUUCCGUAUUGGACAGAGAGACAAUCCCAUGGUCUUCACAAGAGCCGCGAACUACUCGUCCAGUCUUCUUACCAAGAGCAAGAAUGGAUCCCUGGUCAUUUCACACACGGCGGCUGGAGCGGACAAAUGGCGAUAUUCUACGAACUGGGGAUCAUCCUUCUCAGAGUGGAUGCCCUAUACUGGCGGCAAGACGCCAAUUGAGAAGCAGGCUUGGACUGGAACCAAAUUGCAGUCCUGGAAAGGUACGCAUGUCCGCGUGGAGUAUUUCAGCCGCCUCGCUGGUAGCAGCGACCAUAUCCAACAGGGCGAUGUCGGCUUCAGCACUCCUCGGAGGUUUCCUCAUCUUUUCUUGAACGGGCCAUACAACCAAUAUGGAUUCGACGCUGGACUCGACGGCAAAAUGAAGCUCGAAGGCAAUUCAACAUGGACCCGUCAUUUCAUGACUGAAUGGAGUCUGAAGGGUGCGCUGGCCCAAAUCAAUGUUUGGGGCCUCAAUCCAGAUGGCAGACCCGAUCAGACAAUUGUCAUGGGAGAUGCCGAUGGAGACUCAGUUCUCGAUCGUCUUCCUCCAUCAUCGCUCGCCGCAGUCGUCUUGAACAUCACCCAACCACCCCCCAAGCCGCAUUUGGGAUGGAGAGUUGUCAUAGAUGAUGGCAGUCUGCAUUUCAAACUGGUGCCCUCCGGCAAUAUGUGGACUCAGCUUAUCCUCUAUGUACUUCUCUGGACCGUCCCUAUCAUCACAGCAGCCUUUGGCGUCUGGUCAUUUAUGCAAUCAUUCUACCAAAUCAAGUUUAACGAGGUUGGCAUAUCGGAGAAAUCUGGACUGAUCCCUGCAGUCUUCAAGAGGCAAUUCAAAAAGCUAGUCGACGAGGAAGCACCUCCGAGUGGUAUCCUGGCAAAGUUCUCCCGUAAACCGAAAUUCCUGCAGCCAUCGGACACCGUCAUCGACCAGCAGAAGAGGCGCAUCGUUCUGAUCGCAACGAUGGAGUACGACAUCGAAGAUUGGGGUAUCAAAAUCAAGAUCGGGGGUCUCGGCGUCAUGGCACAACUCAUGGGCAAGAACCUGGGCCACCAAGAUCUCAUCUGGGUUGUACCCUGUGUUGGAGGCGUCGACUAUCCAGAAGAUGAAAAGGCGGAUCCCAUGACAGUGACAGUCCUCGGCAAACCAUACGAAGUCCAAGUCCAGUAUCAUGUUCUGCGCAAUAUCACUUACGUGCUGCUCGAUGCACCCGUCUUCAGGCAGCAAACCAAGGCCGAGCCUUAUCCACCUCGAAUGGACGACCUGUCUUCGGCCAUUUACUAUUCGGCGUGGAAUCAAUGCAUUGCCCAAGCCCUCAAUCGCUUCCCCGUGGACCUAUACCACAUCAACGACUACCAUGGCUCUGUCGCUCCACUGUACCUCCUCCCGAGGACAAUCCCUGCUUGCCUGUCCCUGCACAAUGCCGAAUUUCAGGGUCUGUGGCCGAUGCGAACAAAGCAAGAACGGGACGAGGUGUGCUCCGUCUUUAACCUGUCUCCCGAGCUGGUGCAGCGGUACGUUCAAUUUGGUGAGGUAUUCAACCUUCUCCAUGCCGGAGCGUCGUAUUUGAGAGUCCACCAACAAGGAUUCGGAGCAGUGGGUGUGUCCAAGAAAUAUGGAAAGCGGUCAUAUGCCCGGUAUCCCAUCUUCUGGGGAUUGAAGAAGGUUGGCAAGCUGCCAAAUCCCGACCCGUCUGAUACUGGCGAGUGGGAUAAGAAGCUCCCCAACGAAUCCGAGAUCCAGAUUGACCCAGAAUUUGAGGCCGCGCGACCUGAAUUGAAGCGUCAAGCUCAGGAAUGGGCUGGCUUGGACCAGAAUCCCAACGCCGAGCUGUUCGUUUUCGUCGGACGUUGGUCGAUGCAAAAAGGUGUCGACCUGAUUGCAGAUGUGUUCCCGUCGAUUUUGGAGUCGAAUCCAAAUGUCCAGCUCAUCACCAUCGGGCCCGUCAUUGAUCUAUACGGCAAAUUCGCAGCACUCAAAUUGGAACGAAUGAUGAAGCUGUAUCCUGGUAGAGUCUUCUCCAAGCCAGUCUUUACAGCUCUACCUCUGUUCAUCUUCUCUGGAGCCGAGUUUGCGCUUAUCCCAUCGAGAGAUGAGCCUUUUGGGCUCGUCGCCGUCGAAUUCGGUCGCAAAGGUGCCUUGGGAGUUGGAGCAAGAGUUGGAGGACUGGGCCAGAUGCCCGGCUGGUGGUACACUGUCGAGUCUACGACCACUGCCCAUCUGCUCCAUCAAUUCAAGCAGGCUAUCCACGAGGCCUUGAGCUCGAAGACGGAGAUCCGGGCCUUGAUGAGGGCUCGAUCGGCCAAACAGAGGUUUCCAGUCGCACAAUGGGUCGAAGACCUCGAAAUCCUGCAGUCCACGGCCAUUCGCAUCCACAACAAGGUCGAAGCUACAAAGCAUCAUAGUGCUGCCGCAGAUCUUUGGGGAUCGUCUGUCUGGAAUACUCCUGGCGGAUCGGGUGCAGUCACGCCAGCGGGUUUCCACACUCCCACAUUGGGCCAGUCGCGGUUGACAAGCUAUGCAGCCUUACAUUCCCUCACCACGCGUCUCAGGAAUCUGGGUCACAGCCGAGAACAAAGCCAGGACACCGCCGUCGAGCGUCCGAGCUCUAGUCACUCGCGAGCAGCCUCUGGCCUUUCCCGCUCAGCAUCCCUUGGGUCACGCAGAGGUCCUGGCCACGUUGAUACCCAGGACGAGCACGAUGGAGAGGAACCACACACACCUUCACUUCUCCCUCCUGUACCGGAUGUUGAAGGAGACGACACUGGACUUGGAACAGCCACCACACAAAACCCAAAUGAAAACUCGGACGAAGACGACGACGACAUGGACAGCGAUUUCGAGGAUGACGAUGGAGAAGGCCUCACGAUACCUAUGCAAACAUCCGGGCGAUAUCAGCGUCUGGCUGUGAAUGACGAUUCUCCGUACUUUGCACAACCGAGUCAUACACGCCGAUCAAGCAGAAUGGCGGGCCUGGAACUCAGUCCCUUACCCAACAGUCCCGGUUACCAUGCUCACACGCCUGGGCCAGGCACACCUAGACCGGAAUCAGGGCUUCUUAUCCCACCACCCGCUUUCACAGAAAACAACCGCGUCUCAAGUACCAACUCGCUGCUGUCCAUGAACACUAUCGUUGGAGAGAAGACCGACUUCCAACUGCAGAAGGUGGACCCAUUCUUUACGGACAGCAACGGUGAAUUUGCGAAAGCUUUCGAAAAGAAGCUUGAAGAUCUCAAGGGAAACAACUCGGAAUCUGCGACGUGCAUUGAAGAAUUCCUGAUCAAGUCGGAGAAGCAAUGGUUCGACACCUUCCGCAAUGUCAAACUUGGAAGGCAUACCAUUCCCUCAAGUCGCACGAGCUUCCACACCCACCGCGAGUCUCGCCCGACGUCGGCUGCCCCAUCUAUCUAUGGAGGCAACACCGACCCUGACUCUCAACCGGACCCGAACAAUCUAGCGGACGAGUUUCUGCUAGGCAAGGACUACAAGCCACCUACUGGUCUGAGGAAAUGGAUGCAACUACGCGUUGGAGAUUGGCCUGUAUAUGCCUUCUUCAUGGGAUUUGGACAAAUCAUCGCGGCCAACUCUUACCAGAUCACUCUUUUGACAGGAGAGGUUGGUCAAACAGCGGCCAAGCUCUACUCUGUUGCCUCCAUCUAUCUCGCCACGUCGAUUUGCUGGUGGCUACUUUUCAGGCGCUUCCAGUCGAGACUUUGCCUGUCUCUGCCCUUCUUCUUCUACGGUCUGGCAUUCAUUCUGAUCGGAACUGCUCAUUAUGGCUCGACAGUUGGCGGCCGUGGAUGGAUUCAGAACGUGGGAACGGGCAUGUAUGCUGUGGCUUCGUCGUCCGGCUCCAUUUUCUUCGCCCUCAACUUCGGCGACGAAGGCGGCGCGCAAGUCAAAGCAUGGGUGUUCCGAGCCUGCGUGAUUCAAGGUACACAGCAGAUCUACGUCGUGGCCUUGUGGUACUGGGGUGCAUAUCUCAAUCGACGCACGGUCGACGCCCUCGUCGCCACUCCCGACCCCAUUUCGUCGACCUGGAAAAUCACAGCCAUCACCCUCCCGAUUGCGGCUCUCCUCUGGUGUAUCGGCCUGCUGAUGUGGUUCGGUCUACCCAACUACUACCGACAAGCCCCCGGCAAAAUGCCGAGUUUCUAUAGAAGCUUGCUGCGCCGCAAGAUUGUUCUGUGGUUCUUCGUCACAGUCCUCAUCCAGAAUUUCUUCCUGUCCGCUCCAUACGGCCGGAACUGGUCGUUCCUCUGGAGCAGCUCGCACACCAAGACCUGGCAGGUCCUCCUCCUGGUCGUCUUGUUCUUUAUUGGCGUGUGGGCGGCGUUUCUGUGGCUAUUUGGCGUGCUUUCCAAGUCGCACAGCUGGAUCCUGCCGCUUUUCGCCAUUGGUCUCGGAGCACCUCGCUGGGCCCAGAUCUGGUGGGGCACCAGCAAUAUAGGCCUCUAUCUUCCCUGGGCGGGCGGGUACACGGCUUCGGCGCUUGUUUCCCGCGCGCUGUGGCUGUGGCUCGGCACCCUCGACGCCAUCCAGGGCGUGGGACUGGGCAUGAUCCUCCUGGCCACACUGACGCGGGUGCACGUCGCCUUCACUCUCGUGACGGCACAAGUGCUGGGUUCGGUGGCGACCAUUGUCGCCCGAGCCGUCGCACCGAACAAGAUCGGCCCUGGCCCCAUCAGCCCCGACAUCAGCGGCGGGGUGGGUCCGAUCUGGCAAGCCUGGUUUUGGAUCGGACUGGUUGCCAAUCUGAGCAUCUGUGUCGGGUAUUUCAAGUUCUACCGCAAGGAGCAAUUGAGCAAACCAUAA